UUGAAGCCCAUUGGCUGGCGGUGGCGCGCGGAAGUGGCGGCGGGCCUCCGCGCAAGCGCACUGCACGGGGAGACGAGAACGGGCGGAGGGCCGAGCGUGGAAGGGGCAGGCCGGGCCGGGCCAGGCGCGACGGAUGGAGGCGCGCGGGGAGCCGCCAGCGGAUAGGAUGAGCCAGGGCGACUCAAACCCAGCCGCAAUCCCGCAUGCAGCUGAAGAUGUUCAGGGUGACGACAGGUGGAUGUCCCAGCAUAACCGGUUUGUUUUGGACUGCAAGGACAAGGAGCCAGAUGUGCUUUUUGUUGGAGACUCCAUGGUACAGCUGCUGCAACAGUAUGAGAUAUGGCGAAAGCUAUUUUCUCCCCUGCACGCAUUGAAUUUUGGGAUUGGAGGGGACACAACGGCGCAUGUUUUGUGGAGACUGAAGAAUGGUGAACUGGAAAAUAUUAAGCCCAAGGUCAUUGUUAUUUGGGUUGGAACAAAUAACCAUGAAAACACAGCUGAGGAAGUGGUUGGGGGAGUAGAAGCCAUUGUGAGGCUGAUAAACAUGCGGCAGCCACAGGCCAAGAUUGUUGUGAUGGGCUUGUUACCACGUGGGGAGAAGCCGAACCCGCUGCGGCAGAAGAACAGCCUGGUGAACCAGCUCCUGAAGGCCUCAUUGCCCAAACUCUCCCAUGUUCAGUUGUUGGAUGUGGAUGGGGGCUUUGUGCAUUCAGACGGCACCAUCUCCUGCCACGACAUGUUUGAUUUUCUGCAUCUAACAGGCACUGGCUAUGCCAAGGUCUGCAAGCCCCUCCAUGAACUGAUCAUGCAGCUGCUGGAGGAGACCCCAGAAGAGAAGCAGGCGACUCUGGCCUGAGCAGCCGGGCCGGGCAGCCUUCCUGGCACCUCAGCUCAUCAGCGCAGUUCUUUCCCUGGCACUACAGAACCCUCCUGACUCAAAGCACUUUCCACUGUUGAAUGUUACUGGGUGUUGUGUUUCACGUUGGAAGGGGGAAGCUGGUGCAAUGGCACCUGUCUCGGCCAAGUAAGUCACUGGGUGAAAUUGACCACAGAAGGAUUUUACUUUUCAAUUGUUUCUGGUUUACAGUGCGAACGAACAUCCUUGUCCCCUGUCCGUUCCUCCUGCUCCUUGCCGGUUUUCCCCCUUGAUGUGAGGGCAGGCAUCUUUUAACGGCCCUUAAGACUUCCUAUGUCUUAGCCCACUAUUUACGCUCACAUUCCACUCCCUGAACCCAAAGCAGCAUUUUUUUAAAAAGCUGGUAUAACUCAGACUUUCUGGGGUUGGCUUUUUGUUUCAAGUAAUGUAGCUGCUUUCUGGCUUUAACAGGAGCAACAGAAAACUAAACCUCAGUGACAAUUAAUCUCUUCUGACCCUUUCAGGUGAGAAGUGUUCAGUGAGGGAGCUCCCCUGAAGGAACCCUAGCCACUUCGGUUCCUAAUGGUUUUUUCCCUUCUUUCCUGGGGGGCGUGGGGGGCAGGCAAGGCUAUCUAGGUGAGCAUUCCUGGCAAAGGUGGUUCCUUUUCUGUGCUUUGGUACAACAUUCCCAGCAUUUGAAAGCCCUCCCGCCAGUAGAUAUAAGGCCAGGUUGAAUGACAGUCAUCCCCCCCCCCCCCAACUCAGCUGUAAAACUGACAUUUCUUUUCGCUGUGAAGUCAACUGCUGCUGGAUGCUGUGUGGAGCUGCGUGUGUUCAUCGUUUUCACUUUUUUAAAAAAGAAAAGAAAAAUGGCAAAAAGCAAAUGACUGUUACUUUUUUUCUCCAGAGAUAAUAAUCCAGAGUCCUUCCCCUUCUUACCAAGCCUGAAAGAGGUGGGAGGUUUACGUAGAUUUUCUGUUGUUGUUGUUGUGUCUGCCUGUCUUGUACGAGCCGUUUAUUCAAGGCAGCGAGGCUUCUCCUGGGGGGACCAAGUCAUGCGGCCUCCGUUCCCUCUCCCCACCCCCCACCAAGGCUGCCCCUCCAGCAAAGGGACCUGUGGGGAUAGCAGCCAACUUCUAGGAACCUGCCAGGCGGAGAAUGUUUUGGGAGAGGGAGGCUAGCAAGGAUAUGAAGCCUUAAUUAACGAAUUUUCCCUGCAGAAAAGAGCAUCUUUCAGAUCUGAGUUUGUCUUUGAAGCACCUGUUGGGAAGCAAAGCUGCUUCCUUGAGGGCUGACUUUUACCUGGCCCAGCAGUUCAGCAGCAUCAGCAGUGGAGUCUCUGCCCAGCCCCCACGCCUAGUGAAGGAAGGCUUUCUGCUUCUGAUUUCCAUGGCUGCUGCUGCUGCUGUUAUAAAACCGCUUCCUCUGCAUACUGGAGGGCUCCGUGCGUGAUUGUACUCUCUGACCCCUGUCCUUGCUUAAUGGCCUCCAAGUAGAUGCCUUCCUCGUGUCCGGUUCCCGAAUCCCCUCUUGCAUUGCAGCCUUCCUCCGGCAGGAGAAUCCCAAAAGUACACCAGGCAUCCUGGAAGCAAAUCUUGCAGAACAUCUUGAUGGGGGAGGGCAGAGCUGGCCAAAGCCUUAGAGCGCGGGAUUUCGGGAGCCGGGGAAGGUGGCUCCUGCUGCUUAUACAGUAGAGACUUUGAGGGAAAAGGGGCACAUGACUGAUUGAAAGCUCUAGGGUGCAGGGCUGGCUGCCCGUGUGGCAGGGAUGCUCGGAAAGGAAGAGUUCAGUGGGCCCCGGAGUUUCAGGUUCUUGUCACAGUGCCUGGCUCUGAAGUGAGCCCAGCCGAGUCGCGCUCUGCCAUCCCCCCGUGUGGCGUCAGGGCCCCUCUCCACGUUCUCUCAUGGAGGCCCUCUUCCCCUCAGCGUGGCUGGCAGAUGCAGCACCCAUCUCUGGCCACUUACACAAGCGGGCUCUCUUGAGCACUGGUGCCAGUCCUCUGGGCUGCACUGGGGGCCCUCGGGGGUCUUGAUCCUGGGAUGUGCUGGGAACUUGUUCUGUCUGCUUUCCUGCCACCACCCGCUCCUGAAGCUGCGCCCCCGCCCCUCCGCAUUUUGAGCUUUUACGCUGAUCCUUUCUUUUGUCUUCUUGUUGUUUCUGUCGUGUGCUGCAGCCCAGAAUCUUGUUUGUCCUGUGGUGUAGGAGCAUUGCCAAUUUUAUAUUUAUCGCAGCAAAGAAAAGUGUGAAACAAAGGGUGAAGAUUGUUGUGUUGAUCUUGUAACACAAACAUGGCUGUAAUUGGGGGCCCAUGGAGAGAGCUGUGCCGGCCAGCAACUUGCUUGCUUCUGAAUGUGGGGAGUGAGGGAACUCCUCCUCGGUUGUUGGGAGGGGGUUGUCUCUUCCCUCCUCCUGGGUCUUAGCUGACUGACCCCUCCGCUCCCCUGCUAUGACAACAAUGAUUCUGCUUUGGCAAAAUGGCAUGGAUGACUGGUAGCGUGUCCUCUUUAGUGCAUAUUUCAAUAUAAAUGUAUGUUUCACAAGUGA
This is a messenger RNA of Sphaerodactylus townsendi, 3401 nucleotides long. It is a transcript of the gene PAFAH1B2, whose product is annotated as platelet activating factor acetylhydrolase 1b catalytic subunit 2. The record is from RefSeq and is a predicted model, not a curated record. NCBI's taxonomy places the organism in Eukaryota, Metazoa, Chordata, Lepidosauria, Squamata, Sphaerodactylidae. The coding region runs from base 134 to 856 and encodes 240 amino acids. The transcript has 6 exons.